This is a messenger RNA of Cloeon dipterum, 2141 nucleotides long. RefSeq lists its product as uncharacterized. Lineage: Eukaryota; Metazoa; Arthropoda; Insecta; Ephemeroptera; Baetidae. The transcript is spliced from 5 exons. The record is from RefSeq and is a predicted model, not a curated record. The coding region runs from base 49 to 2139 and encodes 696 amino acids.
UACAGUGAACAGCCGAACUUUCCACCCAACGCGACAGAAAAACUGAGAAUGCGUUUGGCCAUCCUCGUCUUAGCAGUUGCAGUCUCAGCGUUCGCCAAAACAAUCAGCGUCGCAGAUGUGAAGAAUUGGGAACUGAUCACCGACACUUCCGAAAACGACACUGACGUCUCCGACGGCUCUCUCUUCGGGAAUGACAAUGACACUUCAGUCUUGGAGCAGGUUCAAGAGGUGAUUGAGAACAGCGGCGACCAUGUCGUUGAAUUCUUGACCAUUGGUUUCGUAUGCACUGAAAAGUGCGUCAGCGAAUUUCUCAACUUCUUGCCGUGCUUGAACAAGUGCGCCGAUGAAGAAUGGAACAAGCGCCACCCCAAUAAUGAGACGAUUGUGGCGACCACGGUGGCCCCAAAUGUCACGACCACAAUCGCUCCGACCAAUGCGACCAAAUCGUCUUCUAGGAACCUCGCCACGAGCGAGACCCCUGAGAAAGAUGCUGAGGUCGUGACGGAAGAUUGGUUGGCACAAACCAAAGCCGAGUGCACCAAGGCCUGCAAAGGCACCAAACGCGCCGGUCUUUGCAUCUCCAAAUGCGUGGAUGAUAGAAAGUACCUCCUGCGACCUGAAAUCAGCGAACACGUGAGGUCGGUUCUCGCCGAAUGCAAGACAAAGGUCGGCGACAUGAACGAAUUCAUCAACUGCGCCACCGACCUGUUCUUUGCAGCCCACCGCGAGUUCAAGCCGGCUGGUUUGGACAAAAUUAACCUGCCGCCCAUUAAUGACAAAUUGAUCGAAGACCUGAACACCACCAUCCACCUCUGCAGAGAACGCUGCGGAGAGACCGACGUGGUGGUUUUCAUCUUCAGCUCUUGCGCCAAGACUUGCGUUCACGACGAGUUCAUCAAACUGCAUCCCGAGUUUGCUUCUAUUAAGGUCCCUGCGGACCGUAAUCCCUUUCCUCACUUCCAAGAUGAUGAUGAUGUCUUGGACUCUAGCCUAACUUUUGAAGAAAGGCACGAAAAGAAGACGGAAGGAGAAAAUCAAGUCAAAGUAACGGUUGAUUCUCUGCCCAAAACCAAGGGUCUCGUCAUGACCAGUUGCGAAGAGCAAUGCGUCACAAGCGCAAAUCAGGAAAGUUGCCUUUUGCUUUGCCAAGCCGAGCUGAUUCUUGCAAACUUGCGUCGGAUGUCUGGAAAACCAUCUGAGAUAGACACGCGUCAGCACAUCACCUCCAAGUUCCAGUUUGGAGGAGUGUUCACAGAAAUGGCUGAGGAAAUCACGAGUAUUCUGGACGGCGUAGUUUUCAGGCAGCAGGAAAUGAUGCAGAUGCUCAUCGGUUGCAAAUGCGCAGGUUCCACCACCAACGUGACCAUUGAAGAAGAAGAAUCUGAGGAUGAGGACGACGAUGAGGCUCUUGUCGUUGAAGAUCCUACUGUCACUGAGAGUGAGGUUGACGCUUUUGAUAUCGAAACCGUUAACAAGUUACCUGGCGAGACUGUCGCAAAUGCUCCAACUGACACCGUCACUCUGGCUCCAGUCCAAAUUGUAACAACUCCUGUAGUUGUCGUUGACCCUGUCACUGAAGCUGUUGUUGCUGUUCAACCUGUCACUCAAGCUGUUGUAGUUGAACCUGUCACUCAAGCUGUUGUAGUUGUUGAACCUGUCACUCAAGCUGUUGUAGUUGACCCUGUCACUGAAGCUAUUGUUGUCGACCCUGUCACUGAAGCUCCUGCUCAAAGCGUCACGGAGACUCUUGUUGCUGAAACCGUUACUGAGGCUCAUCCUGCUGAGACUGUAACCACGGCUCCUGCUGAGGUUGUCCCUGAGGUUCCAGAAGAAGUCGUCACUGAAGCUGUUGUUGUUGAAGUCUCCACUAGUAAGGUUCCUGAACCUAUCACUGAAGCUCAGACUCAACUCGUCACUGAGACAAUUGUUGCUGAAACUGUUACUAAAGCUCCUGAAGAACUUGUCACCGACUCUGUUGUUGUAACGGUAACAGAAGCUCCUGCUCAAAGCGUGACCGAGGCACCUGCUGAGACUGUGACCAAGGAACCAGUCCAGAACGUUACUGAAGGAACCGUCACAGAAGCUGAAGAAAAUCACAAAGAAGAAACUAGUCAGGUUCCUGAUGGUCUCAUGAAAUGAAC